AGAUUUCUUUACUGAUCAGUGAUCACUUCUCUCACUUCGCACUGCACGGAGUAUACUCUCUCGAUGCCCCAGAGGGCGAGAACCUAAACACCCCGCUGCAAACCUUUAUCUUGCGAUUCUUCCUUGGCGGUAGGCGCAGGCCAUCGCAUGCUGUUGCGUUGAUCAGUAACUUCAAUCAUGGCAGCAGACAAAGAUACCAACCUCUCCGACAUUGAAAACGAAGACGAGCUCGACGAAGAGCCUGGAGAGGUGAUUGAAUCCGCCCCACCUCUCAAGGUAGGAGAGGAGAGGGAGAUUAACAGCUCUGGCGUGAAGAAGAAACUCCUUAAGCGUGGCCAGGGGUGGGACACUCCCGAGUUUGGCGAUGAAGUUACUGUUCAUUACGUCGGUACUUUACUUGAUGGAACCAAGUUCAAUUCCAGCAGGGAUAGGGACGAGCCUUUCACUUUUAAGCUUGGUCACUGUCCACUUGUGGCUGGUUUGGAUCAGGGGAUUAUUACCAUGAAAAAGGGGGAAGUAUCAUUGUUCACAUUGCCUUCUAAUUUGGGGUACGGAACCAAAGGCUCCGAUGGCGUCCCACCCAAUUCCGAUAUUCAGUUUGAGGUGGAGCUCAUCUCUUGGAUCACGGUGGUGGAUAUCUGCAAGGAUGGUGGGAUUAUCAAGAAAAUUUUGGAAAAAGGGGAGAGAAUUGAGCAGCCGGGUGACUUGGAUGAGGUUAUGGUAAAAUACCAAGCGAUGCUCAUUGAUGGAACAAUUGUUGCGAAAACACCAGAAGAAGGAACUGAAUUACAUGUGAAAGAUGGUCAUUUCUGCCCAGCGUUGGAAAAAGCAAUUAAGACCAUGAAAAGGGGAGAGAAGGUCAAAUUAAUUGUUGAAUCUAAGUAUGCAUUUGGGGAGAAUGGGAGAGAUGCAAGCAACGGAUUUCCAGCUAUCCCCCCAAAUUCUGUGUUAAACAUUGAUCUUGUAUUGUUAUCCUUCAAGCCAGUUAUUGAUGUUACUGGUGAUACCAAGGUUUUGAAAAAGAUUCUUAGAGAAGGAGAAGGCACUGUCAGUGCAAAUGAUGGAGCUGCCGUUACUAUUCGGUAUACUGGUAAGCUGCAAGAUGGUACCAUAUUUGAGAGGAAAGGCUUUGAUGGAGUGGGGCCCUUGGAAUUUGUCAUAGAUGAAGAACAAGUGAUAUUGGGGUUAGACAGAGCAGCAGCAACAAUGAAGAAGGGUGAACUUUGCAUUGUGACAAUAAAUCCUGAAUAUGGUUUUGGCAACAAUGAAAUUGAAAGAGAUUUAGCUGUCAUUCCUCCAUGUUCAACUGUUGUUUAUGAAGUAGAGAUGGUAGAUUUCACAAGGGAGAAAGCGCCAUGGGAGAUGAGUAAUCAUGAAAAAAUUGAGACAGCUGGGAUGAAGAAAGAAGAAGGCAAUGCACUAUUUAAGAAUGGGAAGUUUCAACGAGCAGCAAAGAGAUAUGAAAAGGCUACGGAUUAUGUCAGCGAAGAUGGAACAUCUGAGGAUGGAGAGCAAAAGCUGGUCAAAGCUUUACGAGUGUCUUGCUGGUUGAAUAUUGCUGCAUGCAACCUCAAAUUAAAUGACUUUCAAGGAGCAAUCAAAUUAUGCUCUAAGGUGCUGGAUAUUGAGUUCUACAAUGUGAAAGCUUUAUACAGAAGAGCACAAGCUUAUAUUGAAACUGCAGAUUUGGACUUUGCUGAACUGGAUGUCAAGAAAGCCCUUGAGGUUGAUCCUCAGAACAGGGAGUUCAAAUCAAUGCAGAAGAAACUGAAACAACUCCAAGUUGAAAGCAACAAGAGAGAUGCAAAGCUCUACACAAGCAUGUUUGCAUGGAUGAAGAAAGAUACUCCUGUGGCAACAAAGCGACUGAAGGUAGAGAAAGCAGAGGGUGAGAAGAUGGAUGAAGAUGCAAUGGCAGUGGAAAUGCAACAAAAUGAAGGGAAAACAGAGGAUGAGAAGAGGGACAGAGAUGCCAUGGCAAUGGAAAUGGAAAAGGUUGCAGUUAGUUCAGCUCCACCCAACAACGAAAUGGUGGUGGAUUCUAAUUGAUCCCCUGCGUCAUACCCUGAUUCUGAAAGCACCAUAGAGGGAACGGGACGAGGCCAAGACAGAUAUUUCAGUGAGUUCACAUCCAAUUACCGUAGUGGUUAGUGGAUUCCUUUCAAUCUUUUUUUAUAAAAGGCGGAUCCCUUUCUAUCUUAUGCACAAAAAUAUUUAAAAACUCACAAUCUACAUAUCACAAAACUUGAUUUGUGAGCAUGAUCUAAUUCACAAAUGUGGGAUAGAAGAAAAUAUAUCGUUGGUUUGAAUAGAUAUCAGACAACUAGACUUUAUGUUUCAGAGCAGCAUCAAUCAAUACCAUAUAAUGCGGUAAGUGCCUUGA
This is a messenger RNA of Nelumbo nucifera (sacred lotus), 2383 nucleotides long. Its product is annotated as 70 kDa peptidyl-prolyl isomerase-like. Gene Ontology annotation, molecular function: protein binding; peptidyl-prolyl cis-trans isomerase activity. Lineage: Eukaryota; Viridiplantae; Streptophyta; Magnoliopsida; Proteales; Nelumbonaceae. The record is from RefSeq and is a predicted model, not a curated record.